Messenger RNA from Saccostrea cuccullata (small rock oyster), 4063 nucleotides. RefSeq lists its product as uncharacterized. NCBI's taxonomy places the organism in Eukaryota, Metazoa, Mollusca, Bivalvia, Ostreida, Ostreidae. Gene Ontology annotation, biological process: G protein-coupled receptor signaling pathway; cell surface receptor signaling pathway. Gene Ontology annotation, molecular function: G protein-coupled receptor activity. The record is from RefSeq and is a predicted model, not a curated record. Gene Ontology annotation, cellular component: membrane.
GCCCUGAGGCCACCUCGGGGAGGCGGGGAGACAAGAUAAAUGUGUCCAAAAUGACGAAGAUGUUUUUUUGUUGUUCAUUAGGACGUUAACGAUUUCAGAUGGUCUUGGGGAAACUUAAACAUCACAAGAUGGUUGCUACAUAUGGACAAUAUUUCCUGUUUGUUUUAUUACAAGGGAUCCUGGUGAAUGGUGGUUUGUGGAACUCCCGUGUGUCGUCCGACUCUGACAAUUUACCUGCAUUUGAUUAUAACCAUCUCGUGACGCAAUACAUAUCUGUUUGUGGAGUUACGAACUUGUGUAAUGAAUCACUUGUUAUGUCUUUUAACUUAACAGAUCACGAAUUAUCACACUCGAUCCUUUGUCCGGAAUGUUCCUGUGACGUAAACUGUUUUAAAGAUUCCAAUAUUCCCUGCUGCCCUGAUUUAUAUUUCAGGUACGGUGUACCACAAUGUCGAUCUGUAGAACUUGUCUACAAUACAGAGAGGAAUGUGAGUAAUUAUUACACUGUGAUAGACAACUGUCCAUCUGGGACCAACAAAAAACUGAAUGAUGAAUGUACAAAAGACAGAAAUCCUGCUGAGAUUCUUGUUUUACACCCAGUUUCAAGCAAAAAUCAUGAUUUGAGUUUCUGGAAUAAAUACUGUGCAACUUGUCACAAUGUGCUUGAUACCCUGCCUUGGUCUGUGUUUUUUCAGUGCAAAAAGAAUGUCGAUUUCAACUAUUUAUCUUCGUAUGAAAAAAUCAUUGAUACAGCGAACACAUCGCAUUGUUCGGUAACCUUUCAGGGCCGGGGUCAACAUUGUAUUCCCAAAUGUGGACAGGACCUGAUUUCUUCCUGCAAUGUCACAGGAACCUGGCAGACAUACGACUCAACAAUUGACAAAGCGUGCGGGAGUGGUUAUAAUUCAACUUAUAAUUUUGUGUUUAAAAACGUGUUCUGUUUUCUUUGUAACCCUCCAAAAUCAAGACAAAUAGCUCAAUACAAACAAAAGAAUUGCCCUGAUCCCGUUUCACUUUUUGGAAAACUGUGCAAGAGUUUUCCGACGACACCAAUAACCUUCCCUUAUAGCAAUAUCUUCUGUCUACUGUGUCAGGAGAAUGAAAUGGAAUUUGACACAGAAAUAAAAAUUACCGGACAAAUAAAGGAAGUGAAUAUAGAGUACUCCAUCGACAUAUUUCCAGAGACGUUUACUAAAAUGAUGCUUUUUCAAUCCGGUGCUGAAGAACAGUUACACGCGCGGGAGAAUUUUAAAACUCUGGAAGAGGUGGAACUUAAUAUAACAAAACUCGCCAUUAAACAUUUAGCUUAUUCUGGAGGAGGAUUAUGCUCAUCUGAGGUUUUGGACGAAGAUGUUAAGAACAUAGGAAGCGAGUGUUCAUGUGAUGUAAACUGUUUUAAGGAUUGCUGCAUUGACCAGGCGCUAAGGAAUCCCGUCACAUCCUGCAUUACUACUGACUUUCCGCCAAAAUAUACAAAAUAUGGCGGUUAUAGAAUAAUAGACAGGUGCUUAGGAACAACGUCAGAUGAAUGUCAUUCUAAUUCCAAGAAUUUAUUUCAAAAUAUACCAUUGACAAGUGUACAAAGCGGUGCAACAUACAAAAACGUAUUUUGUCAAUACUGCAACUCAAAUGGAAACAGUCUCUUAGAGUUGACUGAACAUUGGGGUUUAAAUGUUUCUUGUAAUCAAUUCAUAAAUCCUGAUUAUUUUCCAUCACUCCAAGGUUUUAUAAAUUCUCUGAAGGCGGCACGUUGUACUAUACGUUUGUUGCCACAUAAAUCCGCCAGGACGUGUGACAGAACUAAAGCAGACGUCAAUUUUUGUAACACCACCGGGUUGUGGUCAACCGAGGACAUGGACAUCAGGCGAGCCUGCGAGGAUUUAAAACCGAACCAUUUACCUUCAAUAGGACCCGCCCGAAAUAGCCAAAAAAGUUAUAAAAAUAUAUUCUGUCAGAUGUGCAACCCCGUGAAACAAGCACCAACGGAAAUAAUUGGGCAUUGUUAUAAUAGUACCGACGAGGUUGCGAGUUCACGGGCAUUGGAGUCAGCCUGUGGAAAGCUUCCAUUUGUGCAAAUGUCGUCUGACUAUAAGAAUAUUUUUUGUGAGAAAUGCAAUGGAUAUAAAACUGGAAAUGAAGCUAUAAAACCAACAGAUUUAGACAUUAUGCAAAGUCUUCUUCCAGCAGUGUUCAACGGAGAUUUUCGCAGGGAACAUGGUAAGAUGCCCAGCUACAGAACGAUAUUCUCCCUCAGUUCAUUUGAUGAAGAGGAUGAUGAUGAUGAUGACAAGAAAAAGGAAAUGACCUGUGUCUCUGACCAGCAUCUAGAUCAAUCUAAGAAUAUAUGCAGAAAUAAAACAUGUUUCCCGGGGAAAGUAUUGCGUAACAGUUCCUGUAUUUCACUACUUCCACAAACCAAAAACCUGAGAUACAUUCUGUAUUUCCGGGCGGACUUAAAACAAAUCGUAUCCGCUACACCAAACAUUGAAACAAUCUGCGGUGCUUUUCAUGAAUCUGUGUAUAACGUGCUGAAAAACAUUACACACUUAGAUGGCAAGUUCAUCAAGAUAGAAGAAUAUACAUGUCUUGCAAACAAAGACUGUGAUACUAAAGAAUUAUCAGGACUGCAGAUUUACAUACAGGUGGUAGUUUUUAUAUCAGGAAUGGUACACCGCUUAGAAACAGAGAGAAGCCUGGUAUCUUUCUCUAAUUCCUUUCAUAAUUUACCUAUUAGGAAUACUGUUUAUAACUUUUCCUUGAGUCAGUCUGGACAUUCCAAAUUGUUUCCGUUUUUCUCUAGACAUUGUAUUCAUAAGAAAAACAAAUCGAAGACCACUAACCCAGAAUACAGAAAAGUUUAUGUGAAUAACUUACUUCUUUGUCAACAAAUUCUUUUAAUUCCAGAGGAAUACACGUAUAAUGCCGCAACACAAAGUCUUCAGAUUAAGCAAUGGAACAUUUCUUUACCCCAUGAUCAAUUCUUAUUAACUGAAAAUAUGUCUGCAAGAGUAUGUGUUUUUAAUUCUACCAAACCUUUAACACCAGAGUUAGAACAGUUUGUGAUAGAUUCUUCCUUUAGUUUAUCGGUACUGACGUUUGUGUGUAUAAUAAUAUCUCUAGUGUGUCUCGUCAUAACCUUUAUAGUUUACUGUGUUUUUCAAUCUCUUCGAACACUACCCGGAUUGAACAAUAUGUCCUUAAUUGUUUCACUUUUCUUUGCUCAACUAAUGACAGUAAUAAGACCCUAUAUUCUGGACUUCCACACUGUUGCAGUGGUGACCUCAAUAACUAUGCAUUACUUUUGGCUGUGUGUCUUUUUCUGGUUAAGUGUCUGUUCAUUUCACAUGUUUCGUGUAUUUACCAGAAAUACUCACAAAAUUAAAAGUGAAAAAGACACUUGUCAUGCUAUCAUUAAGUAUGCUGCGUACGCUUUCGGUAUCCCAUGUUUGUUUGUAGUCAUUCACUUGAUUGUUAAUGUUACAGCGUCAGAGGGGACGCUUACAGGAUAUGAAAACAGGAAUGGUCUAGUAAACGACAAAAUUGCCUUUAUCGUCACGAUCAUAACCCCAAUGUUUUUGAUUUGCUUAAGUAAUUUCUUUUUCUUUGUCGUCACUGCCUACCGGAUACGAAAUACUCCGCAUGCGCAGAAGAACCAGAAGCAGUCUGUGGAGGUGUGGGUAUAUGUAAAGCUGUUUGCCCUGACUGGCUUAACAUGGAUCUUUCAGAUUGUAGACGCUUUCCUCUCUGUUUCCUUCCUUUCUUACAUUGUCGCCAUUCUAAAUGGACUUCAGGGAUUGUUCCUGUUUCUAAGCUAUGUCUGCAAUGGACGAGUCUUACGAAUGUGCUGUGAAAAAAGGACAAAAAAUUCAUCGGGAUCGGUAUCCUCUACACACCUUAAUUCCUUAGUGUCUACGAAAAAAUCUACAAAAUUCUAGUCAAAUUAAUACUUUUUUCUUAUGAUUUAACUAUUCUUUUUACAAAAUGCAAAGCAUUUUAAAAGUAUAAUUUAUUUAAAUAUUUUUUUUUAUUAUUGUACGCUUUUUAAUUGCAUUAUUAUCUUUGU